Messenger RNA from Cavenderia fasciculata, 2256 nucleotides. RefSeq lists its product as uncharacterized. The transcript is spliced from 3 exons. Gene Ontology annotation, molecular function: zinc ion binding; protein binding. Bases 1 to 2256 code for a protein of 751 amino acids. The record is from RefSeq and is a predicted model, not a curated record. Lineage: Eukaryota; Evosea; Eumycetozoa; Acytosteliales; Cavenderiaceae.
AUGAAAUUUUUCCGUGUUGGUUGUCUAAUAGAGAUGGAAUGUAAAAUUCAUUGUGAUAAUGUAUGCACACAUUUUUGUUCAAAUUGCAAUGUAUUGAUCUGUCCCUCUUGUAGUAUCGAAGAGCACCAAGACAAUAGCCACCAUUCAUUGCUCGAGUUUAACCUCAAAGACCUAUCAAAGGUGGCCAACAACAAAAGAAUCGUCGAUGAAAUCUCUAGAUACAUUGUUCUGACACAAGACUACAAAAAGUGUAAUGACCAAGUCAUCUCCUUUUUCCAAGACCUCAUUCAACAUUUAAGUGCUGAUCAAUCAAGAAUCAUUCAAUCUAUCAACAGGGAAAGGGAAAAUGUUGAAAGAUGUAUCAUUUAUUUAUAUCAAAAAUUAAAUCCAAAUAUUAAUAAUAAUAAUAAUAAUAAUAAGAUCUUUAAUUAUAAUAAUAAUAAUAAUAAUAAUAUAAAUGGUAAUAAUAAUAAUCACAGUCAAAAUAAUAAUAAUAUAUUUGAAAAUAAUAUAAAUGUAAAUAAUAAUAAUAAUAAUAAUCAUAGUAAUGGUAAUAAUCAUCAUUUAAAUGGUCAUAGUAAUGGUUAUACUACUUCAACUACUACAACUACAACUACAAAUACAAAUACAACAAUAGUUGAAAGUAGAGAAAGUAGUGAAGGAGAGGAGAAUGAAGAUCAAAUGCCAGUUCAACUAGGUAGUGGGAAUGAGGAUGAAAUGGUACCUGAUGAAGAGAAUGAUGUUAUGGAUGAACCAACUGGUACUACACCAUUUGCAACACCAACACUUGCACCUCUAAAGAGACCAAGAGGAAGACCUAAAAGGGGAUCUACACCCCCCGCACCAAACGCAGAAGCAAAGAGAAAGAGAGGAAGACCAAAAAAAACUGGUGAUGGAUCAUCAUCAUCAGUCCAACCAUCUCCACAACUCAACUCAUAUGGAGGAAAUAUCAGUCUUGACUCUAGUAAUGGUGGAAUUAAAAGAACUAAAAGAGAAGAUAGAGAUUAUAGUCUUAAUGGUAGUGGAUCAUCAUCUUCAUCAUCAUCUGAUGAAUACCCAUUAUUACCAACUAGUAGAAGAAACUCAUUGACUAUUAAUAAUAAUACAAUCAAACCAGACCAACAUUUAGAAGAAUCUGGUGACAAUAUAUUACUGUUGGGAGCAAGUGGUGAUUCUUCUUCAAUGACAUCGAUUGCUGAAGAAGAGUUGGAGAGUAGAUUCGCACCGUCUACAAUUGAUGUAGUACAGAUUGACUUUAAAGUGGUGACAGAGUAUUUGGAAAAGUUCAAAAAUGCAGUCAACCAGUUACACGGUGUCGAUGUAUCGAUCCACAGCUCGUUUAAAGAGUAUGAGUUGGCCAAGAACACAACCAUAUCUUCCAUCUAUAGUUUUAGUGCAAUGGAAAGUGAUCUCGAGCAAUCGUACGAGGUCUAUGACAUCAUCAUUGACCAAUGGACAAAGAAUAUGGGACGAUCGUUUAACAAGGCACGUGACUUUGCUAGAGAGUCGAUUGUGCUGGCUGGCAACCACAACUUGUAUGCGUUUGGCGGUGCCAAGUCUCCGUUGACUCUAGAAUGCUUCAACAUGCAUUCUGGGCAGUCUGUCGAGAGUCCUCUGAACCAGCUGCGUGGUAUGGGUAUAUCGGCGUGCUAUGACGGCGAGCGUUACAUCUACUUGGCGGGUGGACACUACUACAACAAUAACAAUGCCAAGGAUAUUGUCUCGUACGACCUCGUCGAGCAGUACGACACGCACACUAACCGGUUCACAACCUUUCGCGCACAUUUGGAGCGACCUGUUAGCCGCUCUCUGUCAAUCUACCACAACCGCACCAUCUAUCUACUCGGUUGCACGUCUGUUACCUCCCAACAAGUUGGACAUUUACGGUCGGUCCUAGAAAUCAACAUUACGAGUGGCGAGUGCCGUUCCUAUCCACUCAUGACCAAAGAACACUCUUCUUUUGCCAAUAUUGACGCGUGUUGUUUUGACGGCACACAAUACAUUUACAUGAUAUCGUCCAAAGUGUUUUGUCGGUACGAUAUCGUCCGCAAGACGACCAAGUCUCUUGCAUUCCCAGUCAUCUCAGAGUAUAUCCUCGAGAGCCCCUCACUCAUCUAUGGUUUUGCAAAAGGUGGCUAUAAAAUACAUCUAAUCACAACCUAUUCUAAUUUCUGUUUCGAUUUGUCCAAUCUUACUUGGUCAUCUAUUAAAUCCAAAUCAACCUUUUUUAAACGUCAAACUUCUAUUUCCCUUUAA